Molecule: messenger RNA, 3295 nt
Organism: Phoenix dactylifera (date palm)
Lineage: Eukaryota; Viridiplantae; Streptophyta; Magnoliopsida; Arecales; Arecaceae
Product: protein NODULATION SIGNALING PATHWAY 1-like
Source: RefSeq, a predicted model, not a curated record
GCUGAUUUUAAAUAUUAAAUUUAAUACACUUGCUCUAACUAAGGACAAUGUUUCGACAAAAUGGAAAACAAUUCAUAAAGCCGUCUAAAUAGUAGGGAUAUUGUUUGUUGGCUAUGCUUAUAGUUAUAGGUGGCCUUACUCCACAGUUAAGACGCCAAAGAUCCAUCCAAAGUUCACUGUUCAUUCAGAUGCGGUGAUAACCCUACACAUAAAAAGAAAAACACUGAAAAUAUCAGUGGCUUCCAAAGCUUGAUGAUACAUGGUGCCCACAAGGACUUGUAGUGUGUCUAAGAUUCAUUCACAGUUUCAUUACAAUGUGUUCUCGCUAACCACCAAAAUCAAAAUCAACUACGUUUGUUGCUUAAAACUGAGGGAAAUCUUGCAGCAUGCAACUUCGCACUUAGCCAACCAGAACAUUAUACAUACAUGCACAGCAUCUGCCUAAAGACAGAUGUCGAUAUUCUAUAGGUCAAAUCUGUGGCAUCUACAAGAUAUUCAAUCCAAAACCAAUAGAUCACUAUCCUACAACCUCAUACGUCUUAUGUUGUCAUUAGGAUCCCAAUUAUUCACAUUUAUAAUGCAGAGCGGAACAAGUAUUGCAUACCAACUAACAACCAACAGCCAUCACUCUCACCCCCAAGUAAACAUGCAGGAAAGUACAAAAAGGCACAGUCCGACCUCCAAUCACAACACCAACCACAGCCAUAAAAUAUAUCAAUCCCACCGCCCGUCCUACGACUCCUACCGUCUCCUCCCUAUUGCUUAAGCCUCCAAUCACAGAACAAACCAAAAUUACCAACAACGCAUUCCCAAUGUGUUCAUCCCCCUUUCCCACUCCCUCUUAAGUCUUAAUCCAAUCCCCUCAAGUUUCUCACCCUCCUUGAGCAAAAAAUACUCUCCCUCUCCCUCUCCCUCUCCCUGUCUCUCAUAUAUUCCUGUUGUCUUGCCAUUCUGAUACCCAAGUCUUCUUUAUAAAUGAACAUCCAAAGCAGGACCAUACUUUUUCCCUAUCCCAAAUAAUUUUGAAGUCUAUAAAGUCAAAUCCCUGAACCUCCUUCCACCUCUCCCAACUCCUAAAGCUAAUAUCCUGUUCCCCUUGAUCCGUUCCCACUUUCUGAACUCAAAGAGCCCUUUGAAAGCGUAAACUUUCAUUUUGUGUAAUCUCUCUCUCUCUCAAAACACUCUCAAGCCUAAUAGCUUGAAGCCUAAACCUGCUUUCGUAUCAUAUUAGUCUCUCUAGAUCACCAUGAUCUUUGAGGAGGGACCAGACUUCAACCUCACAACCCACGACCACAACCUCCUAGAUUGGUCGGAGGACUCCAUCUCCUACAUCCCUUCCUUCCUCGAUGACCCCUACACCCUCCCCGAUGCCAUUGCCGGCUGCGAAUGCUGGCCUCAGGACCAAGAAGAAGCCAACCUCAUCCACAGUCCCCCGUCCACCACCCCCGUAGUCGCCCCUCCCACCACUAGCCCUCCAUCGCUCCCCCAACCUGAAUUCUCCAAGAAACGGAAGCUACCCACCAGUUCAACCACCCUCGACAAGGCGGCAGCUCACCAGAACCGGAGGAGGACGGUCGCUGACUCUGGCGACGAGGACGAUGGGGUGUCUGAGGAAGACGGCGAGAUCACCAGGAAGCAGGGGAAUGGGAGGAAGGGAGAGAGGAAGGGGAAUGGAGGGAAUUCCGGCAGUGGGAAUAAGGAGGUGAGAUGGGCCGAGCAUUUGCUUAACCCCUGCGCCACCGCCAUCGAGGCGGCCAACCUCUCGAGGGUCUACCAUUUAUUAUACGUUCUCCAGGAGCUCGCCUGCACCUCCGGCGAUGCCAACCACCGCCUUGCCGCUUACGGCCUACGCGCCCUCACCCGCCACCUCUCCUCCGCCGGGAUCGCGGCGGCGGCGGCGGGCGUCCCCGGCCAGGGAGGUGGCCCAGCUGACGAUUCCCCGUCCUUCGCUUCGACGGAGCCGAAGCUCUUCCGGUCGGCUCUCAUCAAGUUCCACGAGGUCAGCCCCUGGUUCGCGCUCCCCAACUCCCUCGCCAACGCAUCCAUCCUCCAAGCCGUAACCCUAGAUUCUUCCAACCAGCGGCCGCGGCCCCUCCACGUGGUGGACGUCGGCGUCUCCCACGGGAUUCAGUGGCCAACACUCCUCGAUGCGCUGAGUCGCCGCCCAGGCGGCGCCCCCGCCCUCGUCCGCAUCACCGUCGCCGGCGCCGCCGCCCCGCCUGGGCCCUUCUCGGCGGCGCCGCCGGGGUACGACUUCUCCUCCCACCUCCUCCGCUACGCCAAUUCCAUCGACCUCAACCUCCGGAUCGACCGCGCCGACACCCUCGCGCCACGUUCCCUGUCUCUCGCCCGCCGCGAGACCCUGGUGGUCUGCGCCCAGUUCCGGGUGGGCCACGGCGGGCCGGAAGACCGGACAGCGUUCCUCCGGUCGGUGAGGGAACUAAACCCCGACCUAGUGGUGCUGGGCGAGGUCGACGGCGCCGGCGAGAGCGAUGACAGAUUCCCGGCGGAGUUCGGAAGGAGGGCGGAGUUGUUGUGGAAGUUCCUGGACUCGACGAGCGCGGCGUUCAAGGGGAGGGACUGCGCGGAGCGGCGGGUGGUGGAAGGGGAGGCGGCGAGGGUUUUGGAGUGGGGGGCGGCGGCGGCAGAGGGGUGUGAGAGGUGGCGGGAGAGGAUGGUCGGGCUAGGGUUCCGGGAGGAACGGUUCGGGGAGGAGGCGGUGGAGGCGGGGCGGGCGCUGCUGAGGAAGUACGACGGCAACUGGGAGACGAGGAUGGCGGGGGCAGCAGUGGGGCUCGGGUGGAAGGGCCAGCGCGUCUCCUUCUGUUCCCUGUGGAAGCCCCACACCAGAAGCCAGUGAGAGGAGGCUUCCGUGUAACGCCGUAACGGCCGUGAUGGGGCUCCUCGAGUUUUCACAUGAUCCACGGCAUCACUGCCGUCCGCUCGGUGGCUCUUGGUCAUGUGAUAUGACGCCGGCGAAGAGGAGAACUGAAUCUAAUCUCCGUGUAGUACGCGAUUAGUAGGAUGUAAGUUUGCCUUUCUGGGGGAGGUAACUACAAUCAGCUUUGGUGGAAGCGCAGUGUGAUGACUGAUGAGUAACAUCAAGCCAUAUUAGCAUAGAUUGUCAGUGUGAUGCGUGCAAGAGAAUGUUAUCACAUGAUCCGCGACAUCGCUGCCAUCCACUCGGUGUCGUCUUUCUUGCGUGUGAGAUGACACUGGCGAAGAGGAGACCUGAAUCUGAUCUACCUUUGUGUGGUACAAAGAUAAAUAAAAAAAUAAAAAUCUUAGUUUUGCA